This is a messenger RNA of Botrytis deweyae, 864 nucleotides long. RefSeq lists its product as uncharacterized. NCBI's taxonomy places the organism in Eukaryota, Fungi, Ascomycota, Leotiomycetes, Helotiales, Sclerotiniaceae. The record is from RefSeq and is a predicted model, not a curated record. The transcript is spliced from 3 exons. Bases 1 to 864 code for a protein of 287 amino acids.
AUGACACGUCAAGCAAACCAUCCAAAAGAUCUCCCAACCACCCACCGCAAAUCGCUCGAUGGAAGUAAAGCACAUGGCGCCAAAUCAAAACCCAAGACAUCCAAAGUAUCCAAGCCAGCACCAACACCCAAACAAUCCCGAGAGCAAGCCAAGAAAUCCAUCGUUGUAAACCCAAUUCCCAAGAAUGAGGUUCGAAAACUUCAACAGAGCGGUAAAGAUACGCGUCCAUCCCAGCUUCUCAAACAUGCUCAUGGAGCUGAAUCAUCUCUUCAACCCGAGGACCUUUCUUCUGCUUUCGAAGAAUCCCUCGAAGAAGCCCGAACCCACAUUCUACGUGCUGGAAAAGCCGCGUUCGAAGAAGCCCACACGGGUCUUCUCCAAAAACUCACCAAGGCCCAAACCACCGAUCAAGCCCUCCUCCAAACCAUCACCCACAACGCCCAAGCGCUCAGCGCGCCCUUGGCCACGCAGAAAAUCCAAAUGACGGUGCAGCAAAAAGGACGGCGCGUUUCCGAAAUCGUCGAGAUUGGCCAGCGCGUUGCGCAAUUCCGACAGACGGUUGAAAAGGAAGAAAAGAAGCUCGAGGGGUAUUGGCAAGAGUGGGAGGGCGUACAGUCUGAGUUCAAGAUAUUUGCGACGCGGGUGUUUGGGGGCGAGAGGUUCAAUGAGGAGGAUGCGGAUGAGGGAUAUCAUGUCGAUAUGCUGUUGUUGGGUGCUGAAUACACGGCUCAGAUGAAUGUUUUGUUGGAAGAAUUGGAUGAGGUAGGAAAUGAGGUGGUUAAGAAGAUGAAGGCUUCGGAGAAGGAAAUCGAUGUAAAAACAGACAAAGUACGACAAAGAAUCGUAGGCGCAAUGAUGUGGUGA